CGAAAUUCAAUUUAUGAGUGUCCUGGAAGUUUGUGGCAAAAUCCUAUUAUAUAGUUUCUAGUGUCCUGGAAAUUCAUAAUGUCUAAACUUGACUCUAUAGAAUCAAUUAUGUCAAAAAUCGAAUUUCUGAGAGCUUCCUGGUAAAUCGUAUGGCAGAUCACUUCUCUAGAAAUCAAAACAAACUCUUUUCAGAAACACCAUCAACACACAAAAACGCUGCCUGGUACAAUAAGAAUUUUCCUUUUGAUUCAAACCCUAUAAUCCAACAUCCCAACCUUGCGUCAUCUUCAAUAAAACUCAUUGUUUCAAAAACUGCCUCCAAUUCAAAGAAAGCCACUUUCAUGACAACAAAUGCUACCCAUUGUUAAAUACUCUUCAUCUGUGGCAAUCAACCCUCACCCAAAGAAAAAAAAAACUAAAAACGAACAUAAUUCCUGCCUCCUGCCGAUUAUCAAGCUGCAACUUAACACCUGCCCCUGUGUAAAACACCUUUCGUCCAUCGUCGAUCUCGUUCGCUCGCUCACCUCUACCGUAAGCUCCGUCUUUCGCUGAGCCUCAAUAAAACCAUUUCGAAACCCCAACAGUGGCUUCAGUCUUCGUACGAAAGCGGUUCAAAGAACAACCGCAGCUCAAAAUGAGAGCCACGGCCAGUACAACGUGCGCCUUUAUUUUCUUAUUGGUCGCGAGUGUGUGUAAUGCUGACAUAGUGACCCAAACUAAUGAACUAAUUGAAGAUGCUGACUACGAUUUGAGGGUGUUGAGAAAACAAGUGAGAGCGCUGGUUGAAAGGAGAACUGAGGAUUUGAAGAGUAUUGAGGAAAGUGUAAGGAAAACCGUGUUCAAUGGACCAGAAGUUGAGGAGUUAAGAGAUCAAGUUAGGAGUUUGAAGAUCGAAAUCGAACAACUCCGUACCGGUACCAUUCCAGCACCGACACCGACUCAAACGAAAAACGACAAACUCACAGUGAAAUGGCUUUCGAACGCAGUCUACGAAAUUAGAACCGAAAUCACCGAACUCCAGAGCACUAUCAACUCCUCGGUACUGCUCGAGGACCACGAAGUUCACAAAUCCCAAAUGAACUUGCUCCAGAGCGACAUUUCCAGUUUGAACGUCGAACUGGAUGAGUUCAGGAUGCUCAAUGUUAAAAAAGAAGCGGAAAUGACUGUGAUGAAGCAGGAAUUCGAGAGUCUGAGGCGCGAUUGGGAGAAUAUGGGCAUGAUUAAUGGGAAACUAAGAAAUCAGAUAAAAUCCAUGCAACUUGAAUGGUCCCAUAAGAUGAAGGAACUCCAGGAGAACCAACUUCCGCCACUUCCUGAAGAAAACUCCACUCAUUCCCGGCACCAAAAAAUCCUUCGCCACCACGUUAUCUAUCUGGAAAGAACUACAAAAAUUCUACACAAAGAAAACUCGUUCCUCAAAUCCAAAUUAGCCAAGAUGGACGAAGCCAUUAAAACCCUUCAAAUGAACAAUUUCGACCGAAUCAAUGGAAACGACAUCCAAAACUAUAUCUCUACCAAUAAAAUCCAAGAACUCCCGACUGAAACCAAUGAAGUUUUACUUAGAACCAUUACCAACAUCACUGAACAACAAAUUUCCAGUACACUAACUAUAGCCAAUCUAUCCAGACAAAUGAGCAACUUUGACAAACUCCACUUAUCAAUGCUAGAGCUUCUCGAAAAUGUUGAAACUAUAGAAAACAAAGUUGACAAAGCCCUACCAGAAAUCCGCAAGGAAAUUUCCAAAUUUGAAACGCAAGCUGGACAAAUUGGAGCUGACGUUUCACUAUUAAAAGAAGAUCAAAAAAAUAUCAAAAUAUCAAUGAAAGCCAUAAGCUUUUCAGUUUCAAAGCUGCAAGAUGAUAGACGCGAAGAAACAGAAAAUCUGCAAAAGUUUAAAGAACAUUUAAGGGUUUUGGAAAAAAGCCACGUAGUACAAAAUUCAAGGCUGCAUGAUCAUAUAUUAAAGGAAGAAUCCUCUUCUAGCAACCUAAAUGCAACAAAAUCCACAAUCCACCUAGUAGAAGAGCUUCAAAGCUUUGAAAGCGAAUACAAAAGCAUUGUAAACAAGCUCCCGCGCGAUUGUGGUUCUGUGGAUGGUGCCAAAGGCGUUUACCUCAUCUCCCCUGGUGAUGGUGAACCAAUUUUGGCUCAUUGUGACAAUGGUUGGACCACUAUCCAAAAAAGGUACGACGGUAGCAUUAAUUUCAAUAGAAACUGGAACGAGUAUGGUAAUGGUUUUGGUAGUGCUACUGGUGAACAUUGGUUGGGCAACAGAAACUUGCACCAUUUAACCAAAGAUAAUUGCACCAUGCUAAAAAUCAAUAUGAAAGAUAUUUAUGGGAAAUAUUGGGAAGCUACUUAUGACCAUUUUCAUAUAGCUGAUUAUACUCAAGGCUUUAGAUUAACCGUAUCUCAUUAUCAUGGAAAUGCUAGUGAUGCUAUGGACUAUCAAAACAGAAUGGAAUUUUCUACAAUAGAUAAUGACAGGGACAUUUCCAAUACUCAUUGCGCUAGCAACUAUGAAGGGGGUUGGUGGUUUUCGCAUUGUCAACAUGCCAAUUUGAAUGGAAGAUACAAUUUGGGAUUGACAUGGUUUGAUAGUUCCAGAAAUGAAUGGAUUGCUGUGGCUCAAAGCGAGAUGAACGUGAAAAAAAGGGAUGUGUGCUAGAAGGAUACAGAUGGAGCAAGGGGGAAAAAGUUACCUUGGAUUGACACAUAAUUAUGUUCCAAAGAAAAAAGUCCUGUCCUGCGGAGGCUGUUGAUUGUUAGAAAAUGACUGAAUUUAUUUUUAAGCUGCACUUCGAUUUUCAAUCGGUUUUGUUUUGAAAGGUUGGAAAUGCCAGUAGAAACCAAAGAUAAGCUAGUUCACCUAGAAGUUAAGUGUAUAAUUAUUGUUAAUUAGCAUUUAAAAUUGUGUAUAGUAACUUAUUAUUUAUUGUAGAUGAUAUUUCGCUUUUUUGCCAAAACCAGAAUAAUU
Messenger RNA from Ceutorhynchus assimilis (cabbage seed weevil), 2977 nucleotides. The record is from the annotation of a GenBank genome assembly. Lineage: Eukaryota; Metazoa; Arthropoda; Insecta; Coleoptera; Curculionidae.